Vigna angularis (adzuki bean) is the source of this 1053-nucleotide messenger RNA. RefSeq names its product protein SEMI-ROLLED LEAF 2-like. Bases 1 to 1053 code for a protein of 350 amino acids. NCBI's taxonomy places the organism in Eukaryota, Viridiplantae, Streptophyta, Magnoliopsida, Fabales, Fabaceae. The record is from RefSeq and is a predicted model, not a curated record. The transcript is spliced from 5 exons.
AUGUCGACAUCCGUUUCUCAAAACGAGAACUCAAUGAGGCUUUAUUCUUGGAGAGCGAUAGUGAAUGACAAAGGAGAACUUAACGUGCCUGUGGACGAUGCCAAAAACCCUGGAUUUUGGUCAAGGAUUUGCGUACAAAAUAUGGCAAAGUUAGCUAAGGAGGGUACAACAGUUCGACGUGUUCUAGAGUCCUUGUUCCGCUAUUUUGAUAGUGCCAAUCUGUGGUCUCCAGAACAUGGGCUUGCUCUUUCUGUUCUGCUUAACAUGCAGUCUAUAAUUGAAAAUUCUGGACAGAAUACACAUUUGUUACUAUCCAUUUUAGUCAAGCACCUCGAUCACAAGAAUGUCUUAAAAAAUCCUAAUAUGCAACUUGACAUAGUUGGGGUUAUUACGCAUCUCGCUAAAGAAACAAGGGUUCAACAAUCUGUGGCUAUAAUUGGUGCAUUGAGUGAUAUGAUGAGACACCUGCGAAAGAGCAUACAUUGCUCUCUAGAUGAUUCAAACUUGGGGUCCGAAAUAAUACAAUGGAACCAAAAAUACCGAACCGAAGUAGAUGAAUGCCUUGUACAAUUAACAAUUAAGAUUGCAGAUGCAGGUCCUGUUCUUGAUACCAUGGCCGUGUUGUUGGAAAACAUGUCUAAUAUUACUGUUAUGGCCAGAACCUUGAUUGCUGCAGUCUAUAGAACUGCUCAAAUAGUUGCUUCAAUACCAAAUAUAUCAUAUCAGAACAAGUCAUUCCCUGAGGCAUUAUUUCAUCAGUUACUUCUGGCAAUGGUCCAUGCAGACCAUGAAACCAGGGUGGGUGCACACCGUGUAUUUUCUGUUGUUCUCGUGCCAUCUUCAGUUUGUCCUCAACCCUCUCAAGAGUUCGCUUCCGUAAAGUCUGCUGACAUUCAAAGAAUGCUCUCAAGAAAUGUCUCUGUGUUUUCUUCUUCAGCUGCACUCUUUGAGAAAUUGGAGAGGAAGCAAAGUUCAUUGCCAGAAGAUAGUAAUGCAGAUGCAAAGGUUAAUGAUAACUCCAUUUUAAAUAGUAAUGCAGAUGCAGAAACGUAA